Rasamsonia emersonii CBS 393.64 is the source of this 651-nucleotide messenger RNA. RefSeq lists its product as uncharacterized. The transcript has 3 exons. The record is from RefSeq and is a predicted model, not a curated record. NCBI's taxonomy places the organism in Eukaryota, Fungi, Ascomycota, Eurotiomycetes, Eurotiales, Trichocomaceae. Bases 1 to 651 code for a protein of 216 amino acids.
AUGAAAAAAAAAAGGACAAGCAAUGGUGCGACGUCUGGGGGUGUAAUGUCAUGCAUGUGCAUAUGGACUUGCCCGCGACAUGGGGCUAGAAACGGGUUCGAUCUUUCGAUCAGUGGGACGAGACGAUCUGGGGUAGCCCAGACUGAGUCCAGAAUCAGGCCAGAGUUAUCAGACUGGAAUAUUGUCAAAUACCAAUCCUCCACUUUCCCAUUCCUCACUGUCAUACAUAAGCUUUCUGUCGGCAAGCAAGGGGAAAAAAAAAUCCCUCUAACCGCCAUUGGAUGGAAAAGUGUUGAAAACCAAUACAGAGAGGGUAUGCUUAAUCUGCAACUCUCAAGUGACUGGCGUCAUGCUUCUGUUUUCCAUUUAGGUUGCUCUGUCGCCUUCCGCGGUAGCUCGACUAUCCAUCCAUUCGGAUCUGACCGGGGAGAUAACCUCCGUAAUGUGGUUCCAAACGGUCAGAGAGGUGUUCUGGAGCCGUGUGUCCACGAAAGUUCCUCCUCCAUUACCCCGUGGGAUCCCCAACCUAUCCUGAAGAUUGUGGUUUACAGUGAGGACGUUGCCGAUGAGGGUGUUGGAGGUCGGCAUGCAAGGCCGCCAUCAGGGACAUGGUUAAUUAGAAAUAAAACUUUGUGGGACCCAGUGGGCUGA